AAAGGCAGUGGUAACUUAUUUCUUUGCAUCAUGUUCCAGGAAAUGAAUGCCCCUUCUCUCCAGUGUAUACUCUUUCCUUUUAUAUAAUUUCAAAGUGAUCCAUAAGGGUCUCUGGUGUCUUUGUGGUGAAGCAUGAGACACCAGGGCCAGUUACUAAGGUGGUAUUCCUUGAUUAACACCUUGGCUCUUUGUCUCAACAAAAGAAAUAGAAGAACAGAUAUAAAAUUUUAAGAAUAAUCUGUAAGAAAAAUUCUUAGGAGUUUAAAUAUUUUGAACAUAGAGAAGAGGCUCAUACCUUUGGUUAGGUUGAGAUAAAGGCUGGUUGUGUUUCAUAAAACUUGUUUGCCAUUAGGCACCGACACCCCUGCCUUCUGCAAAUGAUCACUGGUAUCUCUGUUGCUAUAAUAUGUUUAUAGAUUGUACAUUUUGGGAGAAGGUUACUCAUUACUCCUAAGGAGGAGUAUGCUUUUAGAAAAUAUUUGGCCCUUUUAAAUUAAAAAUUGAGGUCUUUUAGAGUGCUUUUAAAACAAUAAAUUGUAGAAGUAAGACUAAUGCUAGCUAGCAGUUGAGCCAAAUACAUUAUAAAAUUUGAGUAUUAUUCAGUGUUGAGCUUUAUAUUUCCAUUAUGCUUAUUUUUGAAAGUGUUUCUAGAGCUAAUGUAAGAAACUAUAAUAAUCCUUUUUUUAAAUGACCACGGAAACCUUUUCAUGUUUAAGGUGUUUUGUUUUUCCUUUGUUAUUUAGUACCUGUCAUUGUACAAAACUGCUAAUAUUGGCUGUAUUUGCUCUUCUUAAAUAAGUAUUUACUGAGCAUGUGUUACAUCCCAGGCAACUUUCUAGAGACUAAGAAUGUAGCAAUGCACAGGACAGAGACCCCAUUCUAAUGAGUUCACCUCUUAGUGAGGGAGAUGGAUAAAAACCAGAGAAGCAAUAAAGACAAUAAGAUCAGAGUGAGACAUGCUGGAGAAGUGAUAAAAUAGCGUUGCUGGGAUAAAGAGAUGCAGGGUGGGGCCACUGUUUUAGACUGAGCAGCUCUGGAAGCCUCUCUGAGGUGAAGAAAUUUAAACCGAGAGUUGAGUGUGUUCUUGGAGAUCUGGAGGAGUGGUGGCUCAGGCAGAGGGCAUGACAUACGCAGAGGGCAUGGCUUGUGCCAAGGCCAGGCGGUGGGACCGAGCCUCGCACACCAGAGGAACAGACGGCUGCCAGUGUGGCUGGAGUUUCUGAUCAAAAAGUGGCCCGAGAGAGCAGGUGCUGGGAUGGAUGUCCUGGGCGUUUGCAAAUGGCAAGGAAGGUUCAGUGACGUGGGAGGGAGACCUUGGAUGGUGGGGUUCCUCCACCUGCUGGAAGCUCCAGGAGGGCAGUUGUGGAUCUGCUCCUGCUUCAUUGCUUAGCCUGGGUUAUAAUGUGCUGUGAAUAUUUAGAGAAUUAACUAAUAAUCAGUUUAAGAAAUAAUCUUGUCUGGUUUUUCUCAAAAUUCUUAGAUUUGGGAGUCUUUGAGCUGAGUUUUCUCCAUCUUGGCUGUGGCCCUUGACAUUACCAGAUCCAUCCCACUGUUAAAGCAUCUUCUCAGAUUGUUGUUUUAAAACUGAUUGCAGCGCACAGGUGAUGGACAUUUCUUUAUGUGUGAAACGACCAUCCUGGCUGGUGGACUGCAAAAGAAUGAGGAUGGCUUCAAAUUCCCAGUGGCUCUUAUUAACAGCUGUGCUUCUGUAUUUAACAAAUCAAGUAAACAGCCAGAAAAAAAGUACUCCUCAUGAUUUGAAGUGUGUAACUAACAAUUUAAAAGUGUGGGACUGUUCUUGGAGAGCACUUUUUGGAGCAGGUCGUGCUGCUUCUUAUGAAGUUUGCAUUGAAAAGCGGUCCCGUACUUGUUAUCUAUUGGAGAAAAAUACUACAAUCCCACCUCUUUUACCUGGUCAUUAUGAAAUAACAGUACACCCUUUAUAUGAGUUUGGAAGUUCCAAAAGUAAAUUCAUACUAAAUGAAAAAAACAUUUCCUUAAUUCCAGAAACUCCAGAGAUCUUGGAUUUGUCUGCUGAUUUCUCAACUUCUACGUUACACCUAAAGUGGAAUGACAAAGGUUCUGUUUUUCCACAUUACUCAAAUGUCAUCUGGGAAAUUAAAGUUCUACGUAAAAAGAAUAUGGAAAUUGUAAAAUUAGUGACCUAUAGCACAACUCUGAAUGGCAGAGAUACAAUUCAUCAUUGGAACUGGACUUCAGACAUGCCCCUGGAGUGUGCCAUUCACUAUGUGGGAAUUAGAUGCUACAUUGACGAUCCUCAGUUCUCUGGUCACAAAGAGUGGAGUGACUGGAGCCUACUGAAGAACAUCUCCUUGCCUCCUGAUUCUCAGACUAAGGUUUUUCCUCAAGACAAAGUGAUACUUGCAGGCUCAGAUAUAACAGUAUGUUGUGUGACUCAAGAACAAGUAUUAUCAGCACAGAUUGGCAGCACACAUUGUCCCCUUAUCCAUCUUGAUGGGGAAAAUGUUGCAAUCAAGAUUCGCAAUAUUUCUGCUUCUGCAAGUAGUGGAACAAAUGUGGUUUUCUCAGUAGAAGAUAACAUAUUUGGAACAGUUGUUUUUGCAGGGUAUCCACCAGACAUUCCUCAAAAACUGAACUGUGAGACAUAUGAUUUAAAAGAAAUCAUUUGCACUUGGAAUCCAGGAAGACCAACGUCCUUGGAGGGCCCACGCAGUACAAGUUACACUUUAUUUGAAAGUUUUUCAGGAAAAUAUGUUAGAUUUAACGGAGAUGAAGUGUCUGCAAAUGAAAACUACCAGUUAUUCUUUCAAAUACUUUCAAAUCAAGAAAUACACAAUUUUACAUUGAAUGCUCAAAAUCUUCUGGGUCAGACAGAAUCAACCCUUUUAGUUAACAUAACUGAAAAAGUUCAUCCCCGUAUUCCUACUUCACUCAAAGUGAAGGAUAUUAAUUCAACAGCUGUGAUACUUUCCUGGCAUUUACCGGGCAACUUUACAAAAAUUAAACUGUUAUGUCAAAUUGAAAUUAAUAAAACUAACUCAGAGCAUGAAUUGUGGAAUGUCACAAUGAGGGGGGUAGAAAGUUCAAAUUAUCUUACUACUGUGGACAAGUUAAAUCCAUAUACCAUAUAUACUUUUCGGAUUCGUUGUUCUACUGACCCUUUCUGGAAAUGGAGCAAAUGGAGCAAUGAAAAACAGUGUUUAACCACAGAAGCCAUUCCUUCAAAGGGACCAGAUAUUUGGAGGGAGUGGAGUUCUGAUGGAAAGAAUCUAAUAAUAUAUUGGAAGCCUUUACCCAUUAAUGAAGCUUAUGGAAAAAUACUUUCUUAUAAUGUAUCAUAUUCGUCAGAUGAGGAAACAAAAUCCCUUUCUGAGAUUCCUGAUACUCAACACAAGGCAGAAUUACAACUUGAUAAAAAUGAUUACAUCAUCAGUGUGGUGGCAAAAAAUUCUGCCGGCUCAUCACCACCUUCUAAAAUAGCUAGUAUGGAAAUUCCCAAUGAUGAUCUCAAAAUAGAGCAGGCUCUUGGAAUGGGAAAUAGGAUCCUCCUCACUUGGAAUUACGACCCCAACAUGACCUGCGACUAUGUAAUUAAGUGGUGUAACUCAUCUCAGUCUGGACCCUGCCUCAUGGACUGGAAAAAAGUCCCUCCAAACAGCACUGAAACUGUAAUAGAAUCUGAUCAGUUUCGACCAGGUGUAAGAUAUAAUUUUUCGGUGUAUGGGUGCAGAAAUCAAGGAUAUCAGUUAUUACGUUCUGUAAUUGGAUAUGUAGAAGAAUUGGCUCCAGCUGUUGCUCCAAAUUUUACUGUUGAGGAUACAUCUGCAGAUUCUAUAUUAGUGAAAUGGGAAGAAAUUCCUGUGGAAGAGCUUAGAGGAUUUUUAAGAGGAUAUUUAUUUUACUUUGAAAAAGGAGAGAGAGACACAUCUAAGAUAAUGGGUUUGGAACCAGGUCGUUUUGACACAAAGGUUAAGAAUAUUACUGACAUAUCCCAGAAGACACUGAGGAUUGCUGAUCUUCAAGGUAAAACAAGUUACCACCUGGUCUUGCGAGCCUACACAGGUGGAGGAAUGGGCCCAGAGAGGAGCAUGUUUGUGGUGACAAAGGAAAACUCUGAGGGUUUGAUUAUUGCCAUUCUCAUCCCAGUGGCAGUGGCUGUCAUUAUUGGAGUGGUAACAAGUAUCCUUUGCUAUCGGAAACGAGAAUGGAUUAAAGAAACCUUCUAUCCUGAUAUUCCAAAUCCAGAAAAUUGUAAAGCUCUACAGUUUCAAAAGAGUGUCUGUGAGGGAAACAGUGCUCUUAAAACAUUGGAAAUGAAUCCUUGUACCCCAAAUAAUGUCGAGGUUCUGGAAACUCGGUCAGUGGCUCUCAAAAUGGAAGAUACAGAGAUAAUUUCCCCGGUGGCUGAGCGUCCAGAAGAUCGCUCUGACGCAGAACCGGAGAACCACGUGGUUGUGUCCUAUUGCCCACCCGUCAUCGAGGAAGAGCUAGCGAACCCGGGAGCAGAAGGCGGCGGGGCCUCACAAGUCAUCUACAUUGACGUCCAGUCCAUGUACCAGCCUCAGGCGAAACCAGAGGGGGAGCUGGACGGUGACCCUGUAGGGGUAGCAGGCUAUAAGCCGCAGAUGCGCCUCCCCAUUACUUCCACUGUAGACGAUCUGGAUGCAGAUGAUGACUUAGAUAAAACUGCAGGUUACAGACCUCAGGCAAACGUAAACACUUGGAACUUGGUAUCUCCAGACUCACCUCGGUCCACAGACAGCAACAGUGAGAUUGUGUCUUUUGGAAGUCCAUGCUCCAUUAACUCCCGACAAUUUUUGAUUCCGCCUAAAGACGAAGAUUCUCCUAAAUCAAGUGGAGGCGGAUGGUCCUUUACAAACUUUUUUCAGAACAAACCGAAUGAUUAAGUGUCCCCCGUCACUUCAGUCCACCAUCUCAAUAAGCCCCCAUUGCUGGAGCUGCCACAUCAACACAAGGCACCUUGGAGGGAUCCUGUGAAGUGUUGCUAGUGGGGUGGACUUCACUCUCACAAGUUACACUAAAAAGUGUUAAUGUGCUUUUCAUGCAGUCUCAAAGCCAAAGUACAGUAACUCAGAAAUUGGAUCCACACAACUCACAAUUUGGAGCUAUUUGGGAUUCGAGCCAAAGAAUUCUCACAUUACUCUGCCUUCAAGAAGCUUUUCAAGAACAAGCAGUGCCAGGCCCAUUCGUGCAAAACAAACCCUGCAGCAGCUAUAUUCUGUUCUGUUGUUCAUCUGGUUUUCUCACACUUAUAAUUUAUGGAAUUGCACGCAGAUUUGCAGGCAGGGGGGUAAAAUGUCAAAGUAACAGGUGACGUUACUUGCCUGACAUUUGCUCCAUUCCAGAUGAAAACCAAGCACAGAUUUGGAAACUUUUGACAUUAUUCUUUAUCCACAGCAUUUAAGAAAAUUAAUAUAAUUUUUAAUGUAGCAGCAGCUAUUUAGUGUUUUGUUUGAUAAAGUAUGCUGAUUUCUGUGCCUACUGUAUAAUGGUUAUCAAACAGUUUUCUCAGGGGUACAAACUUGGAAAACGAGCGUGAAACUGACCAGCCCAAAUCAGAAUCAUGUCUCCUUGCUUUGGUAGGCGUUUUACGUUGUUCCAUUAUUUUUUAGUGUUUGUGCUAGCUUCCCUUAUUAGGUUGCCCUAAUAUUUAAAAGUAAAUUUCUAAGACUGUAGAUUUUAAGUUUUUUUUUUAAUUGUGUUUUUUUAUGACAGUGUCAGUUUUAUAAAUAUAUGAGCAAAUUCAAUAUUAUUCAUAAACACAGGAUUCCAGUGACUUACUAUUUGAGACGACUACUAAGCAAUAUCUGGCAGCAUCAGCUGUCUGUAUAGGUGGGAUUGGCCUCAGUUCCUCCUGAGAAGACCACGCUUUGAGCCCUGGUUGCCCGGGCAGCGUGAGCAUCUGUGACACCUGCUAACAGGUGUUCUUUCUCAUCACACAUCUUAGCAGUUCCUUCCUCUUCAUCAGUCCAAGCUAGUUGUUUCCGUCCUCAAACUUUUCAAUAUAAAACUAAAAAAGAUAAUGCUUCCUAACAGGGACAGUUGCUCAAGGGCUCUUUCAUAGAGAAUGUUAUUACAGCGGAUUUGAAUCCAUGGGCGUACCUGUAUUAAAGGUGCUCUGGGAGAUGUCCAGAGUGGGGUCCUCACAGCAUUCUCUGUCCACCCCUGAUCUACACACAUGAUGUCUGCAAUGAGUGUGGUUCUUGGAGAAGCAGAUUGAAGAGCUAAAAACUGUAUCUUAUAUUUUCCCUGCCCUCAGGUUGUCUGUGUAUUUUAUCUUUUGAGAGUUAAGGCCAGAGUACUUGAAAAUUUGGAAGAUCUGAAGAAGUCACGAUAAGCCCCUUUUUAUUUAUCAUUUGAGAUUCUGUAGUGUAUGUGCACAUAAUGGAUCAGGUUUUUUUUUUCAUUUCUAGCCCAUGAUGUAUCAUUAUAAAAACCAUGUUGUAGAAAAAAGCUUCAACAAGGGACAAAAAUCUAUUUAGGUAGUACUCUGCUUUAUGAAUCCUGAUUUUAAUUGCUAGGAUUCAAUUAAAUCCCAGAGCUUCCUGGUAGAUGAACAUGUGGAGUGAAAUACAAUUAAUUAUGUAUACACAUAGUACAGUAAAACCACAUAAUAGCUCAUAGAUAUUUUCAACAAUGAAAGUUGUAUCAAACCAGAGCCACCUCUAAACAGUUUGCUCUGUCCUGUUAUUUCUCCUGUUGGGCUCCUUCCCUUUGCUUCCACCCCAGACACUGAGCCCUGGGGCUGCCUUCCCUCCCCGCAGAAGCUUGUUACCACACCCUUCUUUCCCCCAAUUCAUGCCUCUUUUCCCGUCAAAACUCACCAGUCCUAUACCUCAUCUCUUUAGGAUAAGUGUUUAGGCCUCUAAAGUGUCCCUUUAGGCCAAGGUAGAAGUUUAUUGAUCUUCACUCCACUAACCUGAGAUAAUGGAAAAAGGCCGGAAGAGAUUGUUUUGAUUUCCAUUAUAUGUGUCGUAGCUCCUACCAUCUACCUACAUAGCGACUCGUUUGUUCGGCUCAUGGUGCAUUUCACCGGGGCUCUCAAGUCCUCUCACUCCGUCCAAGGCUUCAUAGCUUGUUCUGUAUGAAGAUUCAGAGUGCAGCUCACCUCUCCCCUGCCCCUGGGGAUCCACACACAGGAUUGCUGGGUUAAUGAGCAGCAGAAUGUCUCUCUGUUAAGUCUGGGCAGGCUCCUUAUUACUUGUGACGGGCUUAGAAGAGUGUGGCUUAGGUCUGAGGUCAGAACAGAUUUCUCUAUAUUUCCCCUGUUGAAGACUGCCAGACCUCAGCUGCAGGUGGGAAGUGAUUACCACCCAGCCUCUGGGCACCUGGGGACAGGGAGAGGGGAAGAAGACACCCUCUGUCCCAUAUCCGGUUGUCUGUGUCACUGCAGACCCUGGUGAAUGCUCAGUGCCAGGACCCUGCACAUGGGUGAGAGCUGGUCUAAUAGGGCCUUGCUCUGUGCAGUCAGAUUAGCUCCUCUUCUGAGGGAGGGCUUCCUGCCAGCCCUUCCUGAUUGGGAGAAUGAUUGGGAAACCCACCUUUCCUGCCAAAGUUUCCAGUUAAAGCCCAGUCAUUGGUUAGAAAAUUCUAAAUGUCUGAAAUAUAUCCCAGUAUGUCUUGAUUAGUGCCAUUAAAGGAUACAUUUUCACAUCUCUUCCAAGCCAGCAAACCAAACUUCCCUUGUGAGGAAUGGAGAUUCUGAUGGUCAUUGUGACUACAUUUCUCUUAUGAGUGGCCAUCUGAAAUAAUAUUUAACAUAAAAAUAAUCUUGGAAGACUUAGCCAGGCUUUUGACACUAGAUAGGCCUUAUAAACUGCGUAUUGCAUGGACUAGCAUCCAUAUACAAUUGAAGUCUUCAGUGUGCUAAACCUGUAGGAGCCUGGGUUUGACAUUGUGGCCCAAGUAUCUGGAUAGUUGGGUGUUUAUGUGCUUCAGUGAUAGAGGUGCUCCAUCCCUGCAGUUUACACAGAGUGGCAGCCAUUCCCAGAAAAAUUUACAGGCAGGAGUUUCAGCCUCAUUUUCCAUACCAGCAUUGCUUUCACGGCUCAUGGAUCUGAAGGAUUGCAUUGAGAACAUCUAGUCCUGUUGCACUCUCAGAAACUGUGGGAAAAGUCACAUUCUUAAACCUUCAUGCAGCUUGUAUUCUUGUUGGAAAUUAGUCCUGUAAUUUGUUAGUUGUCUUCAUACUGGCCAUAUUUAAAGAACAUCACAGUCAUUUUUUGUACUUGAAUAAUUAGAUGUAGGUUAGUGAAGGAGACAUGUGAAUGUUUUCUUCCAAAAGGAAUUUGGAAUCAGUUUUAACGAUAGUUUGAAAUAAAAGUGCUCCCUAACCUGUAAUGCAGAAAAUAUUAUCUCAAAUUUUUCUACUGCUCAGGCACAUAAGCUGAUAAAACUUUUUUUUUUUCUGUUGAAGGUAAUUUUUACUGUUUUCUGUUCUGAACCAUGUUAAAAUUUGUAUAUCUUUUAUAACAUAGAUUUCCCCCCUUAUUUUGAAAGUAUAAAAUUGGGCAUCUCAGAAGUCAAAGGUGGGAUCAUUAGUUAAUCACUAAGACUAGGCACAUAAUGGAAAUUCAGUCAGGUUUUUUAUUGACUGAGUCCCAUCCCGGAAUGUGUUGAUUCAGCAGAGUUCUCCUGCAGGAUGGUGCAUGCCAAGAUCUAGCUUGUAUAGAUCUGAGACCACUGGCUCACAGACUCAGAUCUACUGUAGAAGUGACUCCACAGGUUGAGUGAAAACUUGGGUCUUACACAGAUAUCUUAUUCUAAUCUAAUUUUAAAUAUUCAUAGUAACUUUUAUAUGAUGGGUUUACAAUGUGGGACAAUGUUUGUACCAACCAAUUAAGUUGGUUCUAGCAAAUCAACACAUUGAUGUGUGAGUUUUACUGAUUAGAAUGAGCAUUCAUUCUCCUGAUAAACUCUUAAAAGCUUUUAUUUUAAACUGAUACUUCCUGCUAAAACAAAGUUUCGUGGUACCAUGGCCAUUUUAUUUUUUAUAUCCAGAAGAAAAUCUUUGACAAAAGAAAAUGAUCUGUGGCUAAACUUACUGGCAAUGUAGCUUUUAGACAUGACCUUAGAAUAUCAUUGGAAAUGACUUGUUUUGAAUUUGGUCUAUUUAUACCUCUGUGGAUUAUGUGCCAAGGCUAUUAAUAUUUAAACCUCUUAUUCAAUUAGGUGGUGAGAUUUUUAUUCCUUUUCAGUUAGUACUUUUUGUCUUUUAACUAUUACAUGAUCAUACUCAUGCUGAUUUUAACAGAGAUGAACUAUCUUUAAUGCUGAUAAUAGAUUAAAGAACAACAUUCUGUUAAUUGAGAUGUCAGACUUUGUUGUAUAUGGUAAAGUUUCAUGGGAUGUGAUUUGAAUAUAUCCAAAUCCUUAUAAUUAUGAUACUGGAUUAUGAUGGAAUUCUAUUAUUUUUAAUCAUGAAUAGCAUUUCUUUCUCCCUACAUUAAGAAUGUUAAUAUUUUGGAUUAUAAAUCAUGUUAUCAAGAGAAUUUACACAUGUGAGACAAAUUCUAACUGUGGGACAUUUUUAUGAAAAUGUAGUGUUUUUAGAGAGAAACCCUCUGAAUGUUUUUUUAAUGUGCAAGUGCCUAGUUGAAGAAAUACAGAAACAAUAAAUUUGAAAGCUUUUAAAUAAGUAAAUUGUAACUGAUUGAAUAUUAAACAAAUACAAAAAGUAAUAAAUAUUACUUUUUGGUUGCUGUAACUAAAUACCCAAAAACCUAAAAGAUGCGUUGGGGAAAAAAUGAAUGCUUAAGUGAUAAGGAAUUAAUUUUUAUUACAUUUAUUAAUGCAUAUAUAGUCUAAAAUUGCCUUUGCAGUAGCCAAUCAGAACUUUAAAACAAAAAAUUUUCUAACAAUAUAGACCUUACACUGCGCAGAAUCCAAAAAUAAUUUGUAAACCUGAUUGAAUUUCUUUAUACAUUUAAAAUGUACUUCCCUUUAGAAUUAUCCCAUUUUAAAUAGGUAGCUUUCAGUUUCUGAACUUACUAUUUUUUCCUAAGCAUUCUAGUGGUAUAAAAGAUCAAAAGAUUUCUAGGUGGUAAAGCAAUUUUAUUUACGAAACAUGGACAAGUUAACUGUUAGGUUUAACCUUAGCAUUAGUAUUUUUGUAGUUGAUUAUAGAAAACAAUACUGAAUAAUUCUCAUAAAAUUUUUUUUUCAAAUCUCCCCAGUUUGAUUUUCAGUACUUUUCCCCAUUAUUUAUGAUAUAUCCUUCAAUUCCAAUUAUUCCCUCCAGCAUAAUGUUUCAGAAAAAUGACUGUUAUGAAUAAAACACACAAAAAAGAAACCCUCUUCCACUCAUGGUUGUGGAAGGGUAGAUAUUCCUGGGAUUGGGAUUUAUCCAAUUAUUUCCUCCAAAAGGGACAAGGCCUUUUUUUUACAUUUCAAUUCAGAAUUGCUUGAAAAAAAUUUGGCCUGGAUAGAGAGACAUCCUCAGUUUGAGAUAGAAAGUGAAGUCGCACAGUCGUGUCUGACUCUUUGUGACCCCAUGGACUACCAGGGGGUCUACCAGGCUACCAGGCUCCUCCGUCCAUGGGAUUCUCCAGGCAAAAAUACUGGAGUGGGUUGCCAUCUCCUUCUCCAGGGGAUCUUCCCGACCCAGCGAUCAAACCGAGGUCUCCCACAUUGCAGGCAGACGCUAUAACGUCUGAGCCACCAGGCUUGAGGUGGUGCCACCUUAAAGUAUGUCCAAAGGUAGAGUCGUUUUAAAGCGCUCAGCUUUGCUCAUAGAAGUGUGUUCCCUUUCCUUCUCUUUUGUCAGCCAGCUACAAGUCAGAGGUCCUUACAAUGCUAGACAGUCACCAUUUUUUACUUUAAAAAUUGCAUUACAGUGAAUUACUGUUUACAAAAUACACAUACUGUGAACAGAUAUAAGUUUUUGUCUUUUAUAAGGUUGUUUGUAGAAUGAGUGUUUUUUUUAAAGAGGAUGUUAUAUGUUAAAUAUUUUCAGUUUUUUAUAAAUACUAGUUAACUGUUUACUAAUUUUUGUUUGGUCAGGUGUGUGCCAAUGUAGCUGAAAGAUAGGGAGAAACUGCAAAUCCAAAACUAAUUUCUUGAAAUGUACCACUACAGACUUUUUUUUUUUUUAAUCCUGAAUGAUCAGUUGUGAUGUUCUGCACCUUAAAAUUGCUCUUAAUCAUGUCCGGAAACAUUUAAAUACACACAUGCAGGAAGCAAACUGUAUAGAUCGCAGUAUAUUUGUGUGUUGCAGUCUGGUUCACAGAAUUUCAGGUUUAACAGGGAAUAAAAUAACUCCACGUACAGAGAUAACAACUGAAGUAUUUUCUGCCUUAAUGAAAAUUUGGAAAUUAUGUUGCUGUUAAAAGGAAGAAUUUGGACAUUUUAUAUCAUUGUAUAAUUUCAGAAUGUAGUGUCCAUAUCUUUUGGGAAACAUGGUCAUAGCAAGAACAUAGAAUUAUAAGUAACCUAUUACUAAGACACUUAAAUAUAAAACUAGUAUGCUUGGCUGUUAACUCUAAAGAUGUUACUUAUGUCUGUUUUUAAAACAUGCAUGUAUUUAACAAUUUUAUCAUAGUAUUGUCAUGGAAAAAAUAAAUAUAUUUUCUUACACUGA
Messenger RNA from Bubalus bubalis (water buffalo), 11581 nucleotides. It is a transcript of the gene LIFR, whose product is annotated as LIF receptor subunit alpha. The record is from RefSeq and is a predicted model, not a curated record. Gene Ontology annotation, molecular function: ciliary neurotrophic factor receptor binding; cytokine binding; oncostatin-M receptor activity. Lineage: Eukaryota; Metazoa; Chordata; Mammalia; Artiodactyla; Bovidae. Gene Ontology annotation, biological process: cytokine-mediated signaling pathway; positive regulation of cell population proliferation. The transcript has 20 exons. Gene Ontology annotation, cellular component: membrane; external side of plasma membrane; signaling receptor complex. Bases 1605 to 4889 code for a protein of 1094 amino acids.